Molecule: messenger RNA, 2310 nt
Organism: Phytophthora nicotianae INRA-310
Lineage: Eukaryota; Oomycota; Peronosporomycetes; Peronosporales; Peronosporaceae
Exons: 4
Coding region: 979-2157 (392 amino acids)
Biological process (GO): proteolysis
Molecular function (GO): protein binding; serine-type endopeptidase activity
Source: RefSeq, a predicted model, not a curated record
CCGUUGAUGAAAGUGGCUACACAGACGAAAAGAACAGAUAGUGAUGUCUCAGACCAUGGGCGUCCAGCAAAAAAUGCGCUGGCGUCCACAAACUGAGUUUUGUCCAGGUUGGACUCCAGCACUGCUGGACUGUUGCAGCGGAAAUCCAGCGUAAGAGCGAAGCUUGCAAGGCAAUUGCAGAGACCCAACCAAUUCCUCCAUUUUCACUUUUGCCUCCAAGCGCGAACAGCUCAACAACAACUACUACACCACCGCUCAACAUGACUCGCUUCCUCUCCUGCCUCGCCAUCGCAGUCUUCGCUGCCGUUGUCUCUGCCGACGUCGUGAGUGACGUGACAUCAGCCGCAAAUACUGCUGGAAGUGCGGUGUCCAAUGCAGCAAACGCUGCAGCCAACGCAGCUUCACCUGCCGUGGACGCGACUGGAAGCUGGGUCAGUGGUGCCGCCGAUACAGUUGCUAGUGCUGCUGAAUCCGCUGCAAAUGCUACUGGAAGCUGGGUCGACGGAGCUGUCGACACGGUAUCCAGUGCCGCUGGACCUGCUCUCGACUCGGCUGGUAGUGCACUCGACAGCGCGGCGAGCGCGAUCAGUUCGGCGGCCGAUGAAAUUUCCAGUGAUAUGCGAGAUGACAGCGGAUCCUCUUCAGCAUCGGUGACAACGGUCUCCAUGGUUGGUGUCGUCACAGCCAUAACCCUCGUGAUGAACUUCGUCUAAGUAGCAUUCGCACUUGUGCCGAACUUUAAAGUGCGCUCAUAAAUUGAUAUUUCUUCUCAAGUUACUUCGUAUCUUAAUCCGUCUAUUGCCAUUACGAUUGAGGUACAUUCAAAGGGGAUGAUGGUGCAAACGAGUAGCCCGAGUUGGGGUGCAGGUAGCACAGAUAGAUAUUAUAGGUGUUGAAGUGGACAAAGCGUAGCGGUGAUUGGCCAAUUUUCUUCCGAUACAAAAUGUUGCAUGUGCCACAGUAGAAUUGUCGCGAAUUAUGUGGCGGAGCUCUUGGCGUGCCGCAGCCAUCGCCGCAUACCGCGGUGGUGCACGGCGUAUCCCGAGCGUCAAAGUGGAUGCGACUACUCGCCGGUUUGCUACGGGCUCUUCGUCGGCAGCUUACACUGUCGCUGGCGUCGGUCUCGCAGUGGCAGCAGCCAUCACAUACGAACAGCGAGAGGAGGUCACACACUUAGAGGCACGCCGAGGAAAGAGCAGUACGCUGUCGCGUAACUUUAUUGCUGAUGCUGUGGAGAAGGCGUUCCCGGCGGUGGUGAACAUUGCGGUUGACUCAGGAUACUUUGCUAGCAAUGGAUCGGGAUUCAUUAUCACGAAGGAAGGGCUGAUCGUGACGAACGCCCAUGUUGUCGCUCGAUGCAAUCGCUACUCCAAGAUUCAGGUGACGUUCGCGGAUGGUAGCAACUACCCUGCUGUGAUCCACAGCGCAGACCCUCUAUCAGAUAUCGCCCUUCUCCAGAUAAAGUCCGAAGAGGUGAAGGAGUGGCCUAUGAUUUCGAUCGGCUCAUCGUCUGAGCUGCGUGCAGGUGAGUGGGUCUGCGCCCUCGGCAGUCCGUUCUCCUUGCAGAACAGCGUGAGCGCUGGUAUCAUAAGCGCCGUAGCUCGGCACAGCAGCGAGCUCGGCUACCCGCAAAAGGGUGGCGAAUACAUCCAGACGGAUGCGGCCAUCAACGCUGGUAACUCUGGUGGUCCGCUCAUUAACCUCGAUGGUGAGGUAAUUGGCAUCAACACAAUGAAAGUGGAUGGCAGCGUGGGUAUUUCGUUCGCCAUUCCGGCGGAUACGGCAGUCCAGGUCAUCGAACAACUUCGGAAACACAAGAAGGUCGUACGACCUUACAUUGGCAUGCAAAUGAUCAAUUUCAACACUCGAGAGCUCCAAGAGAUCGGACGCAUGUUCCCGGACGUGAAGGAGGGUGUAAUCGUCAAGUCAGUUGCCCCAGGCUCACCCGCUCACAAAGGAGGCUUGCUACCCGGCGACGUGAUCGUUUCGUUCGACGGAAAGAAGGUGCAAAGUACAAAGGACAUUUUGACCACAGUGGGUUACACCAUCGGCCGUCACAUCCCUGUGCAGGUUAAGCGCCGCGGAGAAAAAAAUCUCGUUAAGCUGAAAGUGACAACGGAACCGUUGCCACCUCCGAUCCAGCAGUUCAGAGGCUAGAUAUAAAUUGAAGUCUUGCGGAUGGCUUCAAAAUUCGAAAAUAAAACCGAAAAUUGAAGUCUUGCGGAUGGCUUCAAAUCCGAAAAUAAAACCGUAACAACUAUCCCUGGAUCCGAAAAUAAAACCGAAAACAAGACUGCUGGAUUUUCGUGC